Molecule: messenger RNA, 3048 nt
Organism: Schistocerca cancellata (South American locust)
Lineage: Eukaryota; Metazoa; Arthropoda; Insecta; Orthoptera; Acrididae
Product: carcinine transporter-like
Exons: 9
Coding region: 77-1720 (547 amino acids)
Biological process (GO): transmembrane transport
Cellular component (GO): membrane
Molecular function (GO): transmembrane transporter activity
Source: RefSeq, a predicted model, not a curated record
CAGGUGUAUAGAGCGUAGUGCUCUGCAAAAGCCAUCCAGUGUACCUGCGUGCACGACGGUGGAAGCAGACCUCAUUAUGGAAGAAUACAAGGCCGCAGCUGUACACAACAUCAUUAAUGAAAAUACGAAGUUUGAAGAUAUAAUAGAAGAACUGGGGAGUGAUGGAAAGUUCCAGUUACAAAUGAAUAUCAUUUUCAAUUUCAUCGCAAUAUUAUUUUCAACAAUGUCUUCAUACGCCAAGAUAAUUGCUCUGACAGUACCCGAACACUGGUGCCACGUUCCAGGAAGAGAAUCUACAAAUUUAACAGUGGAAAUGUGGAAGAAUCUCACAGUUCCAGAAGAAGAUGGAAAGUACAGCAGAUGCCUAAUGAAGACGCCAGGGCAAGACAACGAAACGAUGGCCUGUAUCCACGGCUGGGACUACGACACCACAUGGUUCUCUGUGACUGCCGCUUCCCAAGGGAACUGGGUGUGCGAUAAGGAACUGUACCCAAGCACUGUGUAUUCCGUGAGCCACGUCGUUUCCACCGCCGUUGGAGUUUUUAUGUUUUACAUUGGUGACAGAUUUGGGCGAAAGAAGCAGUUUCUGCUAGGCCUGAGUGCCACGGCGCUGUCCCAGACACUGCUCCCCGCUUCAGUGUCCGUCUUCCCUCUCUACAUUGCUCUGUCAGCAGCCUCUGAAGGCACACACUUGCCCAUGUUAGAAGCAACCAUGGCGACAGGAGUCGAGUUGGCCAGUAUCAAACGCCGUUCUUCCGUCAAUUUUGUGUCCUUCAUGUCUUACUGCCUUGGUAUAAUUGCCAUAUCAUUAUUGGCUUGGUUACUCAAGAACUGGGUGCACUUCACUCUGGUUGCGUCUGUCCCUUGUUUUAUUCCACUACUGCUUCAAAGGUAUCUUCCUGAGUCACCACGAUGGCUGAUAAAUAAAGGGCACACAGAAGAGGCUUUCAAGGUCCUGGAACGUAUAGCGCGCACAAACGGGAAAACUUUGUCUCCUGACAUCAAGAAAAAGAUUAAUUUUCUGUCUCAACAAAGAACUGUAAACAUGGGGAUUGGAACCAUCAUAACCAACAAGAACCUCCUGAAAAAUACGAUUUUACUUGUGCUCAGCAGGUCGACUGCUGCCUUUGUUACCUUCACCCUACUUUUUAGCAACAACUGUUUCGGGGAGAAUCCUUUCGUAGCAUUCAUCGGGCAUGGAUCGCUGCAACUAGCUGCUUCAUACACUGCUCAUGUUGUUGGAAAUAGAUUUGGAAGGCGGAUAACACACUGCCUCGUGCUAUUGGCUGCUGGUUUGUUGUGCAUCAUCCUCAUAUGCUUAACCGCAGCACACUCAACCCAGUGGAUCAUAACUACACUUUCUCUUGUGCUACUCUUCUGCUGUGACUGCUCAUAUUUACUCACAAAUAUACAGAGCUUGGAAUUGCAUCCAACGAGUUUACGACAGAUAGGCAUCGCAAUUGAAUACGUCUUUGUUCAAUGCAGUAUGAGUGUUCCACCUUACGUUGCUCACUUGGGUAAGACUGCUGGAAUGCAUAUCGCUUUCGCCAUACUUGCGGCCGUGACCCUGAUUAUGUCUGUUUUGAUGUCAUUUGUGCCAGAGUCUUUUAAUGAGAAGCUUCCAGAGACAAAAAAAGAUAUUUCACUCUUUGGAACGAAGCAGAAGUACUGGAGUCUUCCAAGCCGGAAGUCAAAUGUAUCAGAGAGAACGCCAAUGUAGGAUAUAUUGACAACCAGAACUGGAGCUCUGGAAAUGAUCUCACAAAACUUUACAGAAAAAUCUUUAAGGAAAUACCUUGACUAAACUAAACUUGUAGUCUGUUUUCUUUAGUGUAUUAACAACGACAGCAGUUUAAACUAGAAAUGAUAAUACAAUUGCGAUUCAAGUGGUAUGAUGGGAAAGUGGUGAGGUGUUCCUGUUACAUGCACAUGUGAGAUGCGAACACAUUGAAAACAGGCGUGUUGAUUGUAUCUGCAGAUAGUUAGUAAAAUGUGGAAAUUACAUUACAUUUUCUAAAGUACCUCCAUAUUGUCUCCGGGACAUUAUUAGUAUAUAGUUACAUUUUCAUACAUAUGCAGCGGUUAAAAUCUUAGUUUGGAGACCUUAACAUCCAAGAAAUUACACCUACGGUUCAUAAUGGUUUAGCAAAAAGGAAUAAAGUUACUGAAGCAAAACCAAGCCAUCCAUAAACAAUGGGGCAGACAAAUACAUUAAUGAGAAAACUGAGGUGUUAUUGGAACUAAUAAUAAAAUCGUUAGUAGUAAUAAUAGCGGAAGGUUCGGUAAAGUGGUAGUCUAUCAGAAAUAGAACUUUCAUCUUACAGUGAUAUUGACAGAAGUUUGUGGUUUAUAUGUUUUGUAUCUGCAUAUUAUAAAUUAUCAUAAAGAAUAUUUACAAGUAAAAUAUAUAAUUGUGUAUACUCAUACAUUUUUAUGAAACCUCUCAGAAUGGCCACUUUUCUCGACGUAAAGUGUUAAGCGGCCGGUGUGGACACACGUACUCCGAAAGUGUACAGCAAGUCUAUUUUUAUUGAAGUAACGCCACCUGCUUGCCGUCUUCGUUUAAGACAAACGCUUUGCAACCCUUGAAUUGAUCGGUAAACGGUUUCAUGCAUAUUAUAAAUGUGAUGAGCAGGAAGGAACUGAUUUUGUUGCACUAUUAUAAAGAUAUCACAAAACGGGUCUACAUUGUCUUUGUUAAAAGGUUGUCCUCCAGCACAGGGGUUCCCAAACUUUUCAUCUAACGGAACACUCUGAGAAUUCUGAUACUCUGAUGGAGCAUGUAAGAGGUCCGAGCAGAUGUAAUUUCGAUGUAUUGCUCAUGCGCUGCCUGCGAUAUGCAAGGUAUAAGAGAAUCGCUGACCAGAGAGCAGUGUUGACUGAGUAGGAACUGUGUAGCUGUAACAGUAAGUUGUUGCUAGUGUGGUCUGGAGUCUGCUCUGGUAUGGUAUGGUGUAUCAUGUUGGCUGGCCGGUUGCGGUGCAGCGAUGCGGGAGCCUGAGUAUUAUUGUAUAAGGUAAAAAGCAGCCUCGCGCAUAUCUUGAAAUG